AUGAUGAGAACUGAUAAACUGAAGAACCCAGGGCUUAGCUUUGCUUUAGCAGUCCUACUGAUUUUACUCAACACAAAUGUUUCCAAAGCAGCUUUGAUCAGUAGGGACAGCUCAAGCUCGACCAAAGCAAACAUUGCUGAGUACAUUGGAGAAGAAGAGUUCUUGAUGGAGUCUGGUGCUGGAGUGAAUGCAAGGCUUCUUGCAUCCAAUUAUAUAAGCUAUGAUGCUUUGCAGAAGGGACCAGCUUUUCCGGGAAACAAGUAUGCUAUAGCCCUCAAUAAGGACAACAGGGGUUGCCAGACAUAUGACAAGUGCCGCCAAGUUUCUAUGUAUGUUCUUUAA
This is a messenger RNA of Theobroma umbraticum, 342 nucleotides long. Lineage: Eukaryota; Viridiplantae; Streptophyta; Magnoliopsida; Malvales; Malvaceae. The record is from RefSeq and is a predicted model, not a curated record.